AUUUUGGCUGUAAACAUAUUGGGACGGUUUCUAAUAAAUGCGGAUAAGAACAUCCGUUACGUGGCACUCAGCACUCUGCAGCGUGUGGUCCAUGCUGACUAUAAAGCUGUUCAACGGCAUAGAUCUACAAUUAUUGAUUGUCUUAAAGAUCCAGACAUUUCUAUUCAACGGUUCUGA
This is a messenger RNA of Protopolystoma xenopodis, 177 nucleotides long. The record is from the annotation of a GenBank genome assembly. NCBI's taxonomy places the organism in Eukaryota, Metazoa, Platyhelminthes, Monogenea, Polystomatidea, Polystomatidae.